Molecule: messenger RNA, 539 nt
Organism: Funneliformis caledonium
Lineage: Eukaryota; Fungi; Glomeromycota; Glomeromycetes; Glomerales; Glomeraceae
Source: the annotation of a GenBank genome assembly
GUCUUAAACGAUCAAUUUUCAAUCUCAGUUUUCAAAACGUUAGAACACGUAAACUUGUAAAAACUGAAGGUCCUGUAGAUGUCUCAAAAAAUUUUUAUGUUUCAUUUGAGACUCUGGAGUCAACUUAUAAACUGAAGGAAGCCAUAAAUAAAAAAGUCGAAUGGAUUUCUGCAUGGGAAUUGCCACAGGAUAGUAUGUUAGUGGGAGUUCCGUUAACAUUAAAUUCAGCAAAAAUUAUUGAGGUAUCAGAUUUUACCAAAGAACAGCACGUGACAUUCUUUUAUAAUAUUCAAGAGAAUAGAAAUCUUCAUUUUAAUGAAAAGGUUGUUGUGGAUGAUAUUUAUAGCUGUACUAAUGGUUACGCUAGAUUAGAAGAUCUGUUUGCAUCAUUGUGCAUUGAAUAUGCUAGCAAUGGGAAAACCCUUGACUUUAGUACAUGGAAUGAUCGCUUCACAGAAUUUAUUCGUAACCCCACAAAAAAAAAGAUUAGUGCAGUUAAAUAUAUUGAAAACUACCUCUCUGAUAAUACUGAUAACUAG